UGUUUUUGUUGUUUUCGUUUCUCAGACCGCAGUGUUUAUCCGCGUCUGGGAUGCGGAUAGAGCUUUUGCUUCCGAUUUUCUGUUUUUGUUUCAACGUACAGUUCGAAUCUGCCGCAGUUUUGGUUCGUGGACCUGAUUGAUUUGAAAACAAAUUGCCUGGAAGCCCGAGAGUCUCGUUGACUAGUUGUCUGAAAAACCCGCCACUUAUCAGAGUCCCGCCAUUGACCCACAAAAUAUUAAUAAAGAACUUUUAAAUAAUUUGAUCACGAUGGCGUCGACGAUCCUGGAUUGGCGCGAACGCGUCACGGUGACGGCGAUAUGAUGAUCACGGUGACGACAAUAUGCAAUCCUGUAAGCCGAAGGUCACCGACCUAAAUCCACAUCUACUAUGCGUUCUGUGCGGUGGAUACUUCGUGGAUGCAACGACGGUGAUCGAAUGUCUGCACUCCUUUUGUCGAAGUUGUAUUGUCAAGUAUCUCGAACGCAACAAAUAUUGUCCAAUAUGCGAUGUAUUGGUCCACAAAUCAAAACCUUUAUCCAAUAUCCGGCCAGAUCACACACUGCAAAAUAUUGUUUACAAACUGGUUCCGCGUUUAUUUCAAAAGGAAAUGGUAAUGAGAAGAGACUUUUACAAUCGAAACAAAGUGUAUUUACCCAGGGACCCGAUGAGCCGUGGUGUUGUACCUGAUGACUAUCACAUAUUUGCUGCUAGCGAUGCAAUCAGCAUAUGUCUUUAUUAUGAAUGUGAAAAAAUUGACAAAUAAAAUAUACAAGAAAAACAUAAGCGAUAUCUGUGGUGCCCAGCAUCGCUGACAGUUAUAAAUUUAAAAAAAUUAGUAUACAUCAAAUAUGAAUUAAUUCCAACGGAUCAUUAUGUAGAGUUUUUCUACCAAAAUUAUUUACUAGACGAUCACUUGACUUUAAUGGAUGUUGUUUAUAUGUUUGAUUGGAAAAGGAAAGAUCCACUUUCAAUGACUUAUCGAAUCCUUAAAAUUGAAAUUGAACCUCUUUUAAACGACGACGUAGCAAAAGAAGAAAGUAUAAUUGAAUCUAAAAAAGAUGAUGAAAAGUCUGAAGAAAACCAAAAUGAUUUGCAUCAAAAUGUAGUCAACACAGAGAUACGUAAUGAAGGUAACCCAAAAGUAGAUGACAACCCGAUGGUUGUUGAGAAAAUUCCAGAUUCCAAAGAAGUACAAUUGGAAAUAAGUGAAAAUGGUAUCAUGAAAGUUACAAAUAUUAACCAGAGUAGAGAGACAAUACAAGCUAAUGUGACCAUAGAGCCAACUGAUUUAGUUAAAAACGAAAAUCCAUCUAAACCUGGGGAUAUAAAUGACAGCAAAGAUGACGAUAAGAAAAAAGCUUUAAAAGUAUAUCCUGGGUCGAAAAUAAAAAAAACCAAACCAAAAUUAGACACUAUUGUUGAAAAAAUUAAAAAGCAAGGAACUAAAUAUAAAACAUUAACAUCUCCAACAAAACACUGGAAUCCAAGUAUAUCAAAAACUUCAGUUUUAGCAAAAAAAAAAGAAAUAAAUGGAAUUGAUAAAAAGUGUCAAAAAUUUUUCAAAUCAAGAGAUGAUAAAAAAGAUGAAGAUAAAGCUGAAGACAGUUUGAAAAGGUUAGCUGAAGUGCCUCUAAUGAAAAUUAAUCCUCAAACAUUAUGUCCAAUUAUGCCUGCUUCUCCAGCUAAGAAGCCCAAAAAACCUGUUCCUAAAAAAAAUACAUUAGCCCAUUCUUUGGCUCUACUACCGGUCCGACCAACAAACCAUAACCCAUUUACCAACCCAUUGAAUCCAUUCAUGUAUGGAACAUUUCCAAACAAUUCAAAUGGAGAUGCAGGAGAUACAAAUGAUUUUCUAAAAGCCAUGUCUGAAUUAUGUCCGCCAUCAUCAGCAUAUCACAAUUCUUUGCCACCGUCGGUUAGUGUACUUUUCAACCCCUUAUAUACUCAUCACAGACAAUGUCAGGCUAAGAAGGCUUCUGUAGCUAUAGCUCAAGCACCGGACAUACUGAAAUUACCUGCCAAUAAAAAUGAAGAAAAAUCUGAACAGUUAGAAGAUAAAACCAAUGAUAAAGGUAAAGAUAAAGACGAGUGUACUAAUAAUAAUAAAGGCGAAGAGAAAAUGGAAGUCGAAAAAGAAAAAGAAAAGGGAAAAACUUAAAACAGUGAUUACUUGAGAACUCCAAACUAAAAAAUUGAAACCUAUAUAAUUAAAAUCUUUAGAUUAUGAUAGGUCUAACAUAGAGGAUUGCAAAUAUUUUAAGAUUUUUAUCUCAACAUAAUUCCUUAUGAAAGGUAUUUGAUUUAAUCUUUUCUACUUUCUGUAUAGUGAAUACACUUAACAUAGAGUUUCUAAAGAUUUUUUUUUACCUUUGAACUAACAAGAUUUCAAUGUAGUAAAGUAUGAUUGUUUUCCCCCCAUUUGCUUGUAUGAUUAAUGAUAUCACGUAUCCAUGACAAUAUUAUCUUAAAUGUAAAAUGCAAAUUUAUUUGUGAUUAUAUCUUUUAGGCAUAUGGUUGACCAUUUUGUUGAAAUGUGAUUAACUGGUUGUUUAUACUUAUGUUAGGAUAAAUUUCUUUUAAGUAAUUUUGUACCGUGUGGUUUUGAGGCGCAUAAUUUGGGGAGAAGGGAGGAAGUGAGAUUGCUCCUCCCAAAGAUUGUAUUGAAGUAACUAAUCAUUAAUUAAAAAAUAUAAAAAAUAGGUUUUCAAUUGUUAAGAGUAACUAUAAUGUUUAGAUCGUUUUUUUUUAGAUUAGUCAGUUCAAACAUUACUUGUGCCUCAGGCAAGCAUUUAAAUACUUCAUAAAUAACCUACAUUUACCCUACAUAUUAUUUACAUAAAUAAGGUUCCAACUUAUGGCAAUUAUAGCUAUCCACAAUCU
Molecule: messenger RNA, 2881 nt
Organism: Myzus persicae (green peach aphid)
Lineage: Eukaryota; Metazoa; Arthropoda; Insecta; Hemiptera; Aphididae
Product: polycomb group protein Psc-like
Exons: 6
Biological process (GO): negative regulation of transcription by RNA polymerase II
Cellular component (GO): PRC1 complex
Molecular function (GO): promoter-specific chromatin binding
Source: RefSeq, a predicted model, not a curated record